AUGCAGCAGGGGGUUGGCCAGCGCCGCCGCGUUGAGCUGCGCGCGGCUUUUGGGCGACAGCGGGGCACGGAGGAGGCUGCCCCCCUUGCCGCCGCCGGAAGCAGCUCCUCCUCCGCCAGCGAUUCCACCGCCGCCUGGGCGGAGACUCGUGGUGUUGGAGGUUGGCAGCGCGGACUUGCGGUUGCUGGGGUUGGUCAGCGUGAUCGUGUUGGCCACACCCGAUCGCCGCAGCGUGCGAAACUUGUCUUUGAGUUGGACGUUGGACCGGUCGUUGAACUGCACGCCCAGGUCCUUGUCCACGAGGAUCAAACUCCACACGUUGCGCUGCCCGUUGUACUUUUUGACGCCGUCAAUCAACGCGCGUUCUUCCAUCGUCGUGAACGGGCGGUACUUGCGGUGGUUCUUGCGGUUUUCCGUGUAACUCGACAGUUCGGGCCGGGUCUUGAUCAACGUGCGCCACUUGUCCUUGAGGUCCACGCCAGAUCGGCCGUGGAACAGCGGACCCAAGUGCGGGUCCCGAAGGAUGCUGCUCCACGGACAACUGUCGUCGGCGUAACGCUGGACGCCAAGCACCAAUGCCGUCACUUCGUGGGGACAGUACUUUCUCCGCUUGCCCUUGAUGCGGUCGCCAACGUUCUCGCACGCAAAGUCGGGGGAGUUUCGCGGAUACGGGAAGUUGGCGCUGGCCGCCGCGGCACUCAGCUGUUGCGCCACAACGCUUGCUCCCAAGCUCUGGGUGUGCUGCAGUUGCUGAAGCUGUUGCUGCUGGGCCAGUUGCACAUGGUACAGCUGGGCUGCGGCAUUGACGGCGUGGAGUUGUUCGUGUUUUGA
This is a messenger RNA of Aphanomyces astaci, 831 nucleotides long. RefSeq lists its product as hypothetical. The record is from RefSeq and is a predicted model, not a curated record. Lineage: Eukaryota; Oomycota; Saprolegniomycetes; Saprolegniales; Verrucalvaceae. The coding region runs from base 1 to 831 and encodes 276 amino acids. The transcript has a single exon.